ACAAACCCUGCCUCAGCACCGCUGGCUACGGAAUACAGAUUUUCUUCAGCGGGAUUCGUAGAGGAUAAGAGAUACACGCGCGCGCGCGCGCACACACACACACACACAUUCUCUCUCUUUCCCAGCUUCUUAGCGACUGGCUUUAGAACGGAAGAUUCUUUCAGAACCAUAAGCCAAGGACAGCUCCUCGGGGCUAGCCUAAGCGAGGCACUUCGUGUGUGUGUGUGUGUGUGUAUGUGUGGGGAAAGCUUGCGUGUGCUGUAUGUUGCGCGCGCGCGUGUGUUUCGGGGAUUCAGGAAAUCAACCCCUCAACAAUAUCCAUUCAUUAUCAAGUGGUGUAAGAGGAAAUCAGGAGACCUGCAAGAGCCACAGGAAAAGCUUGCUGAGUUCCACACAGAAGGACGGGCAUUCUGCUACGCUCAGGUGAAUGAAUGAAACAUUAUAUACCUGUAUGUAUAACCCCCACUACGAACUGCUUCUUAAAGUAUGCAAGACUCAUGCCCGUCCUGAUUUUGGACAGAAGGAAGAAACGAAAGUGAGCUUUUCUGUUUUUAGACUGAAAGAAAAGGAGAGGGAGUUUUAAAGAACACAAAAUCUUAAGGAAUUGAGCAACACAAGAACUACAAAUAGCUUCUUGCCAAGCUUCUCAGAAAGUGAAGAUUUUGUGAACUGGGGUAAUGUGGAUUUUUUUUUUUUUUUUUAAAGAGGAACAUCAGGAGGAGAAAAUUUUGGCAGAGCUUCGCCUAAUCGUUAAGGGGACUGAAGAAAAAAGGAAGAAAAGAGGUUUUUUUUGCCCACUUCUCCUGCCACAAAAUUAUGCAAAAUCUGGUGCUCUUCAUUAGCAGCACUGCUAUGGUCCUUCAGAGGGCUUGGAAAGGGAUCUUGUGAACUCAUUUCCAGAAGCAGCUACCUCUCUGUUCUUUAGCACCUGCAUUGAAAUGGAUACUGGAGUUGACUGGAAAUCUUGACAGAAAAGUGAUAGAUAAUUAAGGGGGAAGAAAACCAUGCUCUGAAUCCUUCAGAAGGCCAUUUUGAAACGUUGGGAGAAGCUACUUCCAAGCCAGCUGAAUUAAGAUUUUGGUAAUAGAAACCUUGGUUUCCAUGGAUCUUUAGGCUGAUGGGAUUGAGUUUCAAGUGGGAUUUGGCGAUGACUGGGAAGAAGGGGGGAUCUGUGUGCAUGGAGCAACUCUCCUUCUGUUUGUUCAUGAGCAUCUGCUGUGGCUGGUGGUAUCAACCAGUCAGCACAGCCAAACCCAAAGGCCAAGGGCAUCCCCACAUGAACUCCAUUCGCCUUGAUGGGGAUAUCACUUUAGGAGGUCUCUUCCCUGUCCAUGGACGGGGCUCUGAGGGAAAGGCCUGUGGAGAGCUAAAGAAGGAGAAGGGGAUUCAUCGUCUUGAGGCCAUGCUUUUUGCUCUAGAUCGAAUCAACAAUGAUCCUGAUCUACUUCCAAAUAUCACUUUGGGGGCCCGCAUCCUGGAUACUUGUUCUCGAGACACCCAUGCUUUGGAGCAGUCCCUCACCUUUGUUCAGGCUCUAAUAGAGAAGGACAGUACUGAGGUGCGUUGUGUUAAUGGGGGGCCACCUAUCAUCACAAAGCCGGAACGCGUGGUUGGAGUAAUUGGUGCAUCAGGCAGCUCUGUUUCCAUUAUGGUGGCCAACAUCUUGCGCCUCUUUAAGAUUCCUCAGAUAAGCUAUGCUUCUACAGCCCCUGAUCUGAGCGACAACAGUAGAUAUGAUUUCUUUUCUCGCGUUGUCCCCUCUGAUACUUACCAAGCCCAGGCUAUGGUAGACAUUGUUAAAGCAUUCAAGUGGAAUUAUGUUUCAACUUUAGCUUCUGAAGGGAGCUAUGGUGAAAGUGGAGUAGAAGCAUUCAUCCAGAAAUCCAGGGAGAAUGGGAGCGUGUGUGUGGCACAAUCAGUCAAGAUUCCCCGAGAACCCAAAGAAGGAGAAUUUGAUAAGAUCAUUCGACGCCUUUUGGAAACAUCCCAUGCUCGAGCUGUCAUCAUAUUUGCCAAUGAAGAUGAUAUCAAGAAUGUGUUGAUGGCAGCAAAGCGAGCCAAUCAGAGUGGGCACUUCAUCUGGAUGGGUUCUGACAGCUGGGGUUCCAAAAUUACCCCUGUGAGGGAUGUGGAAGAGGUUGCAGAAGGAUCUGUCACCAUCUUGCCCAAGAGGGCAACUGUUAGAGGUUUUGAUCGCUAUUUUUCUAGUAGGACACUGGACAAUAAUCGCCGGAACAUUUGGUUUGCUGAAUUUUGGGAGGAUAACUUUCACUGCAAGCUAAGUCGCCAUGCUCUCAAGAAAGGAAGUGCUAUCAAAAAGUGUACAAAUCGAGAACGGAUUGGCCAAGAUUCCGCUUAUGAGCAGGAAGGAAAGGUCCAGUUUGUCAUUGACGCAGUCUAUGCCAUGGGUCACGCACUGCAUAAUAUGCACAAGAACUUGUGUCCAGGGAAGAUCGGUCUUUGCCCCAAGAUGGAUCCAGUAGAUGGUGCAGAGUUGCUCAGAUAUAUCCGGAAUGUCAAUUUCUCAGGUAUUGCAGGAACCCCAGUGACUUUUAAUGAGAAUGGAGAUGCUCCAGGCCGCUAUGACAUUUAUCAGUACCAAAUCAAGAAUGCUACGCCUGAGUAUAAAGUUAUUGGGCACUGGUCAGAUCAUCUAAACUUAAAAAUGGAGCGCCUGCAUUGGCCUGGGGGAGGCAAUCGUGUGCCCACCUCCAUAUGCAGCCAGCCAUGCAAACCAGGCGAAAGGAAGAAGUUGGUGAAGGGCAUCCCAUGCUGCUGGCAUUGUGAGCGCUGUGAUGGAUACCAAUAUCAGCAAGAUGAGUUCCAUUGCAAGGUGUGCCGUCUCAGUGAGCGCCCCAAUGAGAAUCACACUGGCUGCAUCCCCAUCCCCAUUGUUAAACUUGAGUGGAGCUCUCCUUGGGCCAUGGUGCCAGUUUUCAUUGCCAUUGUAGGCAUCAUUGCCAUCCUCUUUGUGGUGGUAACAUUUGUGCGCUACAACGACACACCUAUUGUCAAGGCCUCAGGGCGGGAACUAAGCUAUGUGCUGCUGACGGGUAUCUUUCUUUGUUAUGCCACCACCUUCCUGAUGAUUGCUGAGCCUGACUUGGGCAUCUGCUCCUUGCGGCGUAUCUUUCUGGGCCUGGGCAUGAGCAUCAGUUAUGCUGCCUUGCUGACCAAAACCAAUCGCAUCUAUCGCAUUUUUGAGCAGGGCAAGAAGUCGGUUAGUGCUCCACGCUUUAUCAGCCCUGCUUCCCAGCUGGCCAUCACCUUCAGCCUCAUAUCUCUGCAACUCCUAGGGGUCUGUAUCUGGUUCAUUGUGGACCCUUCACACUCUGUUAUCGACUAUGAGGACCAGCGGACUACAGACCCCCGCUUUGCCCGGGGAGUCCUUAAGUGUGACAUUUCUGACCUAUCCCUCAUCUGUUUGCUUGGAUACAGCAUGCUGCUCAUGGUAACCUGCACUGUGUAUGCUAUAAAGACCCGUGGGGUUCCUGAGACCUUUAACGAAGCCAAGCCCAUUGGGUUUACCAUGUACACUACUUGCAUUGUGUGGUUAGCCUUCAUUCCUAUCUUCUUUGGGACAUCACAGUCAGCGGAGAAGAUGUACAUUCAGACCACAACGUUGACCAUCUCAGUGAGCCUAAGCGCCUCUGUGUCAUUAGGCAUGCUCUACAUGCCAAAGGUCUACAUAAUCCUCUUCCACCCAGAGCAAAAUGUGCCCAAACGAAAGCGCAGUCUCAAAGCAGUUGUGACAGCAGCCACAAUGUCCAACAAAUUCACUCAGAAAGGAAGCUUUCGCCCCAAUGGAGAGGCCAAAUCAGAACUAUGUGAAAAUCUGGAAACACAAGCUCUGGCUACCAAACAGACGUAUGUCAGCUAUAGCAACCAUGCAAUUUAAACCCAGCCAGUGGCAAUAGACCACAAGAAAAGGGCUGACGAGGAGGAUGAAAAUGCAUCUGAACUCUUCAGUACAGAUGAUGUUAUUAUGGUGGAGGAGAAGGUAAAACCAAAUCUGACUCCAUGAAGGCAUCAUAUAGGUGCUUGUUUCCAGUGACUGGGCCGCUGGAGGAAGCUCUUCAAAAAGAUGGCCACCAAGUGUAGUCGAAAGGACCAACCAAGUUUUCCUUCGAAAAAUAUCUGCCUUCCAUUAAAGGGAGAGGAACCAAUGAACAUCACACCCAAAAUAAAGAAAUGGACAGGUCUUAAGCAACCUUUUUUUGCAUCCCCCCCCCCGUAUCUUGGCAAAAGAUUGAAUAAAUUUCCCUUUUAUUCCCCAAAUUGUGAAAUGGUUUGUGCUUGUGAAGUCUUUUUUUAUUUUUUUCCUUUCCCCCCCCUUUCUAUCUUUUUUUUUGAUUCCUCACUUCUGACUUCAUCAUCUAUUUCUCAUCUUGUUUCUUUUCUAUGUCCCUCUUUCCUCCUUACCAAGUUUUCUAUGUUGCAAAAAUAACAAAAGUCCUUUAAAAAAACACAAAAACCAUCAUCAACAACAAAAAUGAAAACAAAACCUAGACUGUGUUCAAAGUGCUGAUUUCUAUAGGUGGUAAAUUAAUGUAUGUGAUGACCAUAUGGAUUGAAAUAUGUCUGCUUCAAUGUACUGACCAAUCAAAAAUUAUUAAAAAAAAACAAAAAAAAUUAAUCAAAAAGUUCAGUGCCUGGAUGUUUAUGAAUUAUUUAAUGACAAUGUGUAGAGCAUGAUCAUUUUUAUACCAGAAUAUUUCUAAUAAAAAACUUGGUUUUGCACUCAUGA
Molecule: messenger RNA, 4747 nt
Organism: Crotalus tigris (Tiger rattlesnake)
Lineage: Eukaryota; Metazoa; Chordata; Lepidosauria; Squamata; Viperidae
Gene: GRM4
Product: glutamate metabotropic receptor 4
Exons: 11
Coding region: 1118-3898 (926 amino acids)
Biological process (GO): G protein-coupled glutamate receptor signaling pathway; regulation of synaptic transmission, glutamatergic
Cellular component (GO): membrane
Molecular function (GO): adenylate cyclase inhibiting G protein-coupled glutamate receptor activity
Source: RefSeq, a predicted model, not a curated record